UCUUCCGGACUUUUGGCUUUGGAUCGACAGCGCGGUUUGUGGCUGUGGCGCACCAUGGGCAGCCCGCUCACGCGCCAGCAUAAUAUCUUCUGUAAAUAAACAUGUGUAGUAACCUCUUUACUAUACUAGAAAACGGUCACAUCGUGUAUUUCUGUACUUUUUGCGCUGCGUAAGAUUCAAGCCACAGACGAGCAGCCGGAUCAGGUGUGAGGCAUCCGGUGGACCGAGGAAGAGGAGGAGGAGACUGUAGGAAAGAAGGGUUACAGCAGAACGACGGGAUUUAAACACAGGACACUUGUUCUCUGGAGGACAGACUGAAACAAAGGAGCAAGUUGGUCCAGGGAAGAAGAGAGGAGAUGACGGCCAGCACUUUUCUCCUGCUCUUUACUCUGUCUCUCACAAGUAUCAGGGCAGAGAAUGCAGAGGAGCGGCUGGUGAACUACCUGUUGGGACCAGAGCGCUACAACAAACUGAUCAGGCCAGCGGUCAAUAAGACCCAGCAGGUCACCAUCUCCUUACAGGUGUCUCUGUCGCAGCUUAUCAGCGUAAAUGAGAGAGAGCAGAUAAUGACGACCAACCUGUGGCUGUGUCAGGAAUGGAACGACUACAGGCUGAGAUGGGAACCAGAAAAAUAUGAAGGCAUCAAGAAACUACGAAUUCCAUCCAAACUCAUCUGGCUUCCUGAUAUAGUGCUCUACAACAAUGCCGAUGGUGUCUAUGAGGUCUCCUUCUAUUGCAACGUGGUGGUCUCCAACACAGGGGACAUUUUUUGGCUCCCGCCGGCAAUCUACAAAUCGGCCUGUGCCAUCGAGGUGCAGAACUUCCCCUUCGACCAGCAGAACUGCACUCUCAAGUUCCGCUCCUGGACGUACGACCACACGGAGCUGGACCUAAUCCUCACCAGUGACUAUGCCAGUCGCGACGACUUCACACCCAGUGGAGAGUGGGACAUCGUGUCGCUGCCGGCACGCAAAAACGAGGACCCGAACGAUAUCACCUACCUGGACAUCACCUACGACUUUGUCAUCCAGAGGAAGCCGCUGUUUUAUACCAUCAAUCUGAUCAUCCCGUGUGUGCUGAUCACAUCGCUGGCUAUCCUGGUUUUCUACCUGCCGUCAGACUGCGGCGAGAAGAUGACGCUGUGUAUCUCGGUGCUGCUGGCCCUCACUGUGUUCCUGCUGCUGAUAUCCAAGAUAGUGCCACCAACCUCUCUAGCAGUGCCACUCAUCGGUAAAUACUUGAUGUUCACCAUGGUUCUGGUCACUUUCUCCACCGUAAGCACCGUCUGCAACCUCAACGUACACCACCGCUCCCCCUCCACCCACCACAUGCCCAGCUGGGUCAAGCGCCUCUUCCUAAUCCAACUGCCCACCUUCCUCUUCAUGAGGCGCCCAGGCUCUUCCAACGUCCGCAACAAACUCCGUCAGAAGUACGCCGACCGAAGCACCGUCAGGAAAAGCCGUUCCCAGAGCUGCAUAGAGACGAAGCAGUACUCCAACAUCAGGCUCGGCGGGAUCCCAACAGACAGUGACUCUAUCUACGUGAACGAGGAAAUGGCCCACAGGUUUUGCUGGGGAGCGGGCGACACCCCAGACGGGGGCGGUGGUUUUUCAGACUUGCAGAGGUCUUUGGAUGGUCAAUGGGAUGCAGACCUGGAGGAAGCAGUGGAUGGAGUGAGAUACAUCUCCGAACAUAUGAAGACAGAGGACUAUGAUGAAGGGAUCAUUGAGGACUGGAAAUACGUGGGCAUGGUGAUAGACCGUCUGUUCCUGUGGAUCUUCAUCUUGGUGUGUGUGGUGGGAACACUGGGGCUCUUCAUGCAGCCGCUGUUCCAGAGCUACAACACGCCCACUGCUGACGACACUGAGAUUCGCGAUUUCUAGGAUUUCUUUGGAACUGAAAAUGGAAACAGCUGAGUCAGCAUCUCUCAUAGGGACUUUGACGGAGUACACCAGCUGAGAGCGGA
This is a messenger RNA of Pleuronectes platessa (European plaice), 1966 nucleotides long. Its product is annotated as neuronal acetylcholine receptor subunit beta-2. The record is from RefSeq and is a predicted model, not a curated record. The transcript is spliced from 8 exons. Gene Ontology annotation, biological process: chemical synaptic transmission; signal transduction; regulation of membrane potential. The coding region runs from base 357 to 1883 and encodes 508 amino acids. Gene Ontology annotation, cellular component: synapse; neuron projection; postsynaptic membrane. Gene Ontology annotation, molecular function: acetylcholine-gated monoatomic cation-selective channel activity; transmembrane signaling receptor activity. Lineage: Eukaryota; Metazoa; Chordata; Actinopteri; Pleuronectiformes; Pleuronectidae.